UUCAAAAGUGCUACGAUCGUUGCCUGGCGUGAUGUACACGAGCGUCGUUUGAAGGAUGGUUUUUAAAUGACAUGGACAUAUUAAAUCGAAGGAGUGCCGAAUUGUCACAAAUAUUCGAACGUUGAAAUUUACAACCAGAAAUCGAAAAUAUUUUGAAAGCCAACGAAACUUUUUUAAAAAAUGAACCGAGGGCUAUCUGCCGGCGAGCAGAAGCUUGCGGAAAAGCUUAUCAUUUUAAAUGAACGAGGAAAAGGCAUGUUGACGCGAAUUUAUAACAUCAAAAAACAAUGUUCAGACCCAAAAUCCAGGCCUGCAUUCCUCAGUGACAAACCGUUGGAAGGUACAAUAAAGACUAUUGUCCGGAAGUUUCCCAACUUUGAGAGCCAUUUGAAGGGUCAGACCCAACCAAUUCAAGGCCAAGAGAAAGACAUUGUCAAAGGAUUAUCAAAUUAUUAUUACACAUUUGUGGAUGUGAUGCAGUUCAAAGAUCACACCAGUGAACUACUCACAAUGAUUGAUGCAAGUUUUGUUCACUUUGAUAUUGCAUUAAAUUUCGACCUAACAAGAGCAUAUCUUGAUCUUAUUGUUACCUACGUAUCUCUGAUGUUAUUAAUCGCUCGUGUUGACGAUCGCAAAGCUGUUUUAGGAUUGUUUAAUUAUGCCUACGAAGCUCAGAAUGGCCGCAGCGACGAGUACUUUCCAAGAUUGGGGCAACUUAUUAUCGACUAUGAAUAUCCACUCAAACGAUUAUCAGAAGAUUUCACAACACAUCAGCAGCGGGUCUCUCAAGCUCUUCAAUCUGUUCAUAACAUUUACCACAGACGGAACCACACCGGAGCACAGUGGAGGCAAUCCCAGUUGUUGAGUAUCAUCAGCGCUCCCGCUACGAUGCUUGAACCAGCUCAAAGUGAAGUGGUUGCCUGCGAAUACCUUCCGCUAUCUACCAUGAAUAAAUGGAUUUUAUUCUGUUACUGCUUGUGCUAUAAUCACAUCAAUGAUCCCGGUGCAAUUGAAGUCUGGAAGGCAGCUUUAGGAGAUGGAUUUUGUUUGUCUUUGUGUCGAGACGAAGUUUAUAUGGUCCACAAAGAGUUUCAUAGUUUUUUUGAUGCUUUGAAAGGCCAAAGCAAAAGAGCGAAAGAAAUUCAGGAAUGUGGUUCGCUUGCUCUUAGCAACAGUCCAGGAAUACAUCGAGAAAGAAGGAACUACUUGAGAGCAGCGAUGCAGGAACUGUCUCAUAUUAUUAGCGAUCAGCCCGGCUUGUUUGGUCCAAAGGCUCUUGUCGUAGUACAAGCUCUGUCUUUGGCUUCAGAUGAAGUUCAUUGGCUCGUCAGACACAAGGAACACAAUCCUCCAAAAGGAAAGAAAAAUCCUGAUGAUUAUACUGACACGAGACUAUCCCAUAUGCUGUUUUUAAUCGAAGAACUACACGCCAUGAUGUUAAAAUAUUCGUCUGUUUUGCAACGUUAUUACAUACAAUACAUGUCAGGGUUUGAUAACAGCCUUUUGAAGGACAUUCUCCAGAAAAUUGCCAUUGUUCCUGAAGAUGUUUCAUUAUUGAUGACUUCGUUUACCACUACCCUGGCAAGCUUGAGUGUUAAGCAAGUUGAAAGUAAUACAGAAUUCGACUUCGAUGGCUUAAGACUGGAUUGGAUUCGACUUCAGGCAUACACAAGUAUCCGAGGCGCUGCGCCCGAAAUCAAAGACAUUCGCGACAUGGCAAUGUUAUUAAACACAAUAUCAUUUCAUUCAAAACUCGUCGACAAUCAGGAAGGCUUACUCAGCGAGGUGGCUGACCUAACACUUUUCUGUUUUUAUCCGAACUCUUUGGUAGAAGAGGCUUUCCAUCAAUGUCUAACCAGUUUAGGUCAACAGAAAUUCUCCAUCGCUUUCCCACUUCUUUGCAGUCAUUUCAUGUCAGCCACGAACCCCUUUUGCCCCGAAGAGCGUCAUCUUUUGGGCGAGAGAAGUCUCUCUGCGGUAAACAUGUUCCUCGACGCCAUUGCGAAACAGGCCAAGGAGGUCGUACAACUAUAUUGCAAGGAACAUCUGAAACUGUUUUACCAGCUUGAUCCACUCAACGCGUUACAUCUUCUGGAAGACGCCGCUGCCGCCAAGAAAAAGGAUAAAAACAAAAAAAAUCAACAACCACAAAUGCCGAAGCCAGGGGAAGAGAGUUUUAGGAAAACACGAGAGUCAUUAACACAGCUUGAUGCAAAGUUACUAGCGCUCUCUGAUCUCUCUGUUGCACUGAACUACGUUUCCCAUAUUCAAGUUUGGGAACACAACUUCGCCCCGAAGGAGUUCCUCGCUGUUCAUCUCGAAGAUUUCUUUAGCAAGUCUGUCGUGAAAUUGACCGGUUACGACUCCGAUAAACAAGAAAUAAAUCGUCCGUCGGAAUUACUAAAUAACGUGAAAGUUCUCAUGGGAGUUUUGCGAUGCGUGGAGAAUUAUGCAAAUGUGGACAUGUCUAGGAUAUGUAAUCACGCAAUGUUACAACAGACACAACCAGUGGAUAGCCAUGGAGGCAUUACCGUGUGUGGGAUGUACUCUCAAUGGUAUGUGGACAUUUUACUUCGUCAAGUCUCGACGGGUAAUUUGCUGUACUCGCCAAACAGAAAGUCGUUUAUAACCAAAACAGCGACAACGAACUUCAAAGCAGAUGAGUUUACCGAUCCUGUUGAACUGAGAGCUCUAGCGACACUUCUUGGUCCGUAUGGCAUGAAGUAUCUGGGCGAUCGAAUGCUACAACAGAUAGCGAGUCAAAUGGGUGAAGUGAAAAAACUAGUCAAAAACAACAAGGAUGUUCUGGCGAGUUUGAGGAAUUCUUUCGACAAACACGAACAGAGCUUAGAGCUUGUUCGACGAUUAAAAAACACAGAUGAUCUUCUCAUCCGUAUGACAAUUGUCGGAGUGAUUUUGGCUUUCAGAGAACUGACACAGGAGGCCUUACGUGAUGUUCUCGAGAAGCGAGUUCCAUUCCUAGUUUGUUACGUGAAUGACUUUCAGGAAAACUACCGAAAGGAAAAUGAGCAUCGUGUUUUGGUAGAUGAUAUGGCAAUAUCCGCUGGCUACAAAUGUGACAUAGAUCGUCCACUAUGCAACGCUAUGAGGCAGCACAAAGAGAAAAAACUCGAAGAGGAUAUUCAGAUUUGGUCACUUUUACUGGUGUUCCUUGGAGUUUGCAUUCCAUUUCAAGCCAACAAAGACGAAUGCGAAUAUAACCCAAACCUUGAAGCUCACGAGAAUAAUUUCCACUGUUUGGCAAAAGCAAUUGAUCGCAUUUCAGUGGCCUUGUGCUCGAACAACGGAGAUAACAUCGAAGUGAGAUUGAGAGAAUUCCUUGUGAUUGCCUCUUCAAGUCUGUUAAAACUUGGUUUAGAGAGUGAAAAAGAUAUGCCCAAGAACAGGGAAUCAGUCUAUCUAUUACUUGAUAUGAUAAUCCAAGAGUCACCUUUCCUAACCAUGGACAUACUGGAGUCUUGUUUUCCAUACAGUUUACUACGCAAUGCUUAUCACCAAGUUUAUAAGAAACCUCGUGCUGGUAAGAAAGCUCGUUCAGCCGUGACAACAGCUGUUGAAGAUUCUAGCGUCCUAUAAGAGGAUUACUCCUCCUGUAACAUUAGCGAGUUUAAGAUACACGAAAUCUACGACGGGACGUGAAAUAAAACUGCUCUAAUUUCCACAGUUUCCCAACAGGAGUGAAAAUUAUAGACUCUUUUUGAUAAACGAUGUCAAACCUGUAAGUAAAACAAAUUAAUACUGGUUUCCUAACGCUAGUAUAGCAUUUUCAUGUCACGUCCGCGUCGUACAUAGAUUUAGUGCAUCUAAAACUCGCUAUUAUUAUCAUCCGACGAAUGCAAAGACUGUGGAAAACAUGUAUGGCAAGAAUCAUGUGUAUACAACCGCCGCAAUUAAUGGCAGCAUUUUGGAAUAAAAACAAUAAAUUAAUUUCAUGUAUCUGUAAAAGAAUGUAAUUGAUAUAGCGUGUAAAUGUGCAACCAAUUUUGUACAUCUAUAUAUUUUUUAUAUGAAUUUGUAAUGUUCCAUUUUUUCACGAUCCAGUGAAAUAUACAGAAUAUAAAC
Dendronephthya gigantea is the source of this 4083-nucleotide messenger RNA. Its product is annotated as nck-associated protein 1 homolog. The transcript is spliced from 37 exons. The record is from RefSeq and is a predicted model, not a curated record. Gene Ontology annotation, biological process: cell morphogenesis; cortical actin cytoskeleton organization; cell migration. Gene Ontology annotation, cellular component: SCAR complex. Bases 181 to 3597 code for a protein of 1138 amino acids. NCBI's taxonomy places the organism in Eukaryota, Metazoa, Cnidaria, Anthozoa, Malacalcyonacea, Nephtheidae.